CAGGAACAUGACAUUGAGACAGCUUUCGGAGUGGUCCAUGUCACCAUGCGGGGCACACCCAAGGGGAACAGACCUGUCAUCCUCACGUACCAUGACAUUGGCCUCAACCACAAAUCCUGUUUUAGCGCAUUCUUUAACUUCGAAGACAUGCAAGAGAUCACUCAGCAUUUUGCAGUGUGCCACGUGGAUGCACCAGGCCAGCAGGAAGGAGCCCCCCCAUUCCCAUCUGGGUACCAGUAUCCCAGUAUGGAUGAACUGGCUGAAAUGCUGCCCGCUGUUCUGACGCACCUGAACCUGAAAAGCUUCAUUGGGAUUGGACUGGGAGCUGGUGCUUAUGUCCUCAGCAGGUGUGCACUCAGCCACCCUGACCUGGUGGAGGGACUCGUUCUUAUUAAUGUUGAUCCAUGUGCAAAGGGCUGGAUUGACUGGGCAGCAUCCAAGUUUUCAGGCUGGACAACCAACAUAGUGGAUAUUGUCUUGGCGCAUCAUUUUGGCCAUGAGGAACUGCAGGCAAAUCUAGAUUUGAUCCAAACAUACAGGCUUCAUAUCGCACAGGACAUUAACCAAGACAACCUCCAGCUGUUCCUCACGUCAUACAACAGUCGUAGAGACCUGGAAAUUGAGAGACCAGUUCUUGGCAUCAAUGAAAAUACUGCAAAAACACUCAAGUGCCCUGCCUUGCUAGUGGUUGGUGACAACUCACCUGCCGUGGAUGCAGUGGUUGAAUGCAAUUCACGUCUUGACCCAACCAAAACUACCCUUCUGAAGAUGGCCGACUGCGGGGGCCUGCCCCAGGUGGUUCAGCCCGGCAAGCUGACUGAAGCCUUCAAGUACUUCGUGCAGGGAAUGGGCUACAUGCCAGCAGCCAGUAUGACCAGGCUGAUGCGCUCCCGUACUCACUCCUCCUCUAGCGUGGGCUCUGGAGAGAGCAUCCGCAGCCGAUCUCACACCAGCAACCAUGGUGAAGGAAGUGCUGGAACCCCAGAAGGAAUUGACCUCCAGGAUUCACCUCAAACCAUGGAAGUGUCCUGUUAGGCAGGAGCCCCUCUUCGGGAUUCAGACAACUCCACUGGCCCCCACUGAACCCACUCAGAAUCUAACAUUUCAUCCAACAUGGCAUUAACUGUUCUCUCUAACUUGUGCAUGCCCAUCCGAGCUGCCACCUCCUUGGUAGUCUGUACUUGGCAUUACUUCGGUCCUUUCUGUAUGCCCGUGGCAUCAGAGCCUCUUUAAAACUCGUUAACAUUCCGCGGUCUUAGUAAGUCACGUACAUGCUGUACGUACAUGCCGUACGCGCUGAUGCCAUCUCCUGUCUGUGCUGUAUAUCAGUCCAGAUGACAGCCGUUGUCUCCCCUGUUCAUUUAAAUAUAA
Molecule: messenger RNA, 1371 nt
Organism: Tauraco erythrolophus (red-crested turaco)
Lineage: Eukaryota; Metazoa; Chordata; Aves; Musophagiformes; Musophagidae
Source: RefSeq, a predicted model, not a curated record